AUGAGUGGUGGGCCAUGGACAAAGUCAAGGACUGGAUUCAAGGACAAAACAGUAUAUACGAAAGAGGGUAAAUGUCCCUGGGUUGUAUUAGUAUCUAGACCUAAAGAGGCAUAUGACUGGGUGGUGAACACCCUAGUUAGUGAACAUCGGUGUGUGCAAUCAAGAACCAUUAAAGCUUGCAACUACAAAUUCAUUGCAACAAAAAAUGUGAAGCAAAUUAAGAGUAAUCCAACCAUUCCAGUCAAUGCACUUCAAGAAGAUCUCAUCCAAAAAUUCGAGAUGAACAUGUCAAGAAUGAAGGUACAUCGGGCUAAGGAAUUGGCUCAAAAGCAUGUUUUUGGGGAUUUUCAUAAACAAUAUGCUAUUUUGAGGGACUAUGGACUAGAGUUGAUGGAAAGAAACCCAGGUGCUAAUGUGAAGAUUGAAUUUUACACUGAGCCAAAUUUAAAUUCUAAUACAAGGACAUUUAGGAGAAUUUACAUUUGUUUAGGAGCAUUAAAGGAAGGGUUUAAGGCUAAUCUAAGGGAUUUCAUAGGGUUGGAUUCCAAUAAUGGGAUAUAUCCUCUUGCAUAUGCUCUUGUUGAGAAUGAAACCACAAAUUCAUGGACAUGGUUUUUGGAACAACUUGGUGAUGAUCUUGAACUUUAUGCUAAUUCAAACUUCACUUUCAUCUCAGAUAGGCAGAAGGGUAUCAUUCCUGCAAUUGCCAAACUUUUCCCUCAAGCUGAGCAUAGGUUCUGUCUGAGGCAUAUUUAUGAAAAUAUGAAAAGACAAUGGAAGGAUAAAGAGCUCAAAGAUUUGGUGUGGGCAUGUGCAACUGCUACUACUAUAAGGCAUUUUAAGAAAGCAUUAGAAGAGCUUAUGAAAUUCAAAGUUGAAGCUCAUGAUCGGCUAAUACAGAUUCCUCCAGCUCAUUAG
This is a messenger RNA of Lactuca saligna, 918 nucleotides long. NCBI's taxonomy places the organism in Eukaryota, Viridiplantae, Streptophyta, Magnoliopsida, Asterales, Asteraceae. The record is from the annotation of a GenBank genome assembly.